AUGUCUUAUAACACGCUGGCCUUUUGCGUGUUCUCCUUCCUGGCUCUCUCUUCGGCCUGCUACAUCCAGAACUGCCCCAUUGGAGGGAAACGCUCCACCCUGGAUGUGGAAGUCAGGAAGUGCAUCUCCUGCGGUCCGAGAAACAGGGGCCAUUGCUUUGGACCCAACAUCUGCUGCGGAGAAGACCUGGGCUGCUACUGCACCGCAGAGACUCUGAGAUGCCAGGAAGAGAAUUUCCUGCCGACCCCUUGCGAGUCUGGGAAGAAGCCGUGCGGAAACAACGGGACCUGCGCCUCAUCGGGGAUCUGCUGCAACCAUGGCCCAGAUCCCUCCCCGGCCCACGGGGUGAUGCUCAUCGAGUCCCUGCCCGAGCGCCCCCUCCACGCCACGGAAGUGGCUUGA
Molecule: messenger RNA, 402 nt
Organism: Heteronotia binoei (common prickly gecko)
Lineage: Eukaryota; Metazoa; Chordata; Lepidosauria; Squamata; Gekkonidae
Gene: OXT
Product: oxytocin/neurophysin I prepropeptide
Cellular component (GO): extracellular region; secretory granule
Molecular function (GO): neurohypophyseal hormone activity
Source: RefSeq, a predicted model, not a curated record